UUUGGUGACGUACCACCGACGGCAAGCUACAUUCGACGAUUUCAAUAAAGCAACUAUCGUGUAUUACAGCAAGAAAUUGGACCAGCUUCUUCAAGGCUCUGAUGAAGAUUUACUGUACACACUGGUACGACAGAUCGAUUCAGAACGACUUAAAUUUCAAAACAGUCUCAAUCACCUGCAUGAACUUGUUUAGGAGUAUUAUUAUUUCGCACCCAGCUGUAUCCUCCAAAAUCACCGCUCAGCUCUUGGGGGCUGUUUCCAAAGAACGUGCUGGUUUUACAGUUGACAAGGAUCUCAUGGUUUUCAUCACAAUCAUCUUGAGGGACUUUGGCGUAUACCGGGGGAUUUUUGAGGAGCAACUCUUGAUUGAUGAGGCUAUUUUCAAAAAGAGAGCAGUUUUAUCAGCCAGGACAAUAUGGAAGUCCGCACCUACUUGUGGCAUGUGCAGAAGCUAAUUCGAGCGGAAGAAACUCGCUCAACAAUGGCUCUAAGCGCCUGAUGGUAAUGCUCUGCAGGAGUUGAAGCUACUUUAUCAAUUAUUCGGCAAAGUGCAAGGAGCGAUUAAAUGUCUGACUGAAGAAUUUGAAAAAUACAUCCAAAAGCUAUGCUUGACCAUUGUUGGCAAAUCUAGUGAGAAAUUCUUGAUUCAGGACUUAAUCGAUCUAAAGAAUAAGCUGGAUGAAAUAGUACUUCAGUGCUUCCAAGCCAAUCCCACUUUCAACGACUUGAUCAAGAACACCUUCCAUAAAACGAUUAAUACGGAAAGUGGCCAAUCUGCCUUAUAUCUCGCUAGGUAUUUUGAUGGAAAAUUAAGAGCGAAGAAUAUCACUGAGGAGAAUUUGGAGGCCACGUUCAACAAAGGCAUGAUUAUGUUCAGAUUUCUUCAAAGCAAAGACAUCUUCGAAGCUUUCUACAGAAAAUGCCUAUCGAAAAGAUUACUAUUUGGUAGAUCGACCAACCAGGACAUUGAACACAGCAUAGUUCUGAAAAUGAAGAGGAAUGCGGUGAAGGUUUUACAUCGAAAAUCGAAGGAAUGCUGCGCGAUAUGAAUCUCAGCAGAGAUUAACAGUAACUUCAAAGAGUUUCUAUCAAACACCCAGCACAACUUGUUGGACAAAUGCGACAUUUCAGUACUCACCAGUAGUUUCUGGACCAAGAUGACUUCAAAUUCCUGCAUUAUUUUGCCUGAUGAUCUAUUGACCUAUCAGGCGAUUUUCGCUAAAUACUACACGUCCAUCCACAGUGGGAGAAAGUUGGAUUGGCAACCUCAUUUGGGGCAUUGCAUUCUAAGGGCCACUUUUGGAAGUGCUGUUAAGGAGCUGGUGGUUUCCUUCUUUCAAGCCAUCACUUUGCUGUUGUUCCAAGAGAGCAGUCGACUGACCACAGCAGAAAUCGAGGAACUCUCCAAAAUGGACAGGAAAGACCUGCUGAUGACGUUGCAUUCACUUUCCUGCGGAAAAUACCAAAUCCUUGUCAAACAUCCUCCAAAUGGUUCGGUUACAAUGGAAGACUUGUUCGAACUCAACAGGGAGUUCAAGGAAAAGCUGUUUAGGAUAAAAAUCAACCAGGCACAACUUAAGGAAUCAGUAGAUGAGGUGAAAUGCACUGAAAGGCGAGUUUUGGCGGACAGACAAUUUCAAAUAGAUGCAGCCAUAGUGCGGAUACUGAAAAGCAGGAAAGUAAUCACUCACAAUGAACUUGUGAGCGAGUUGUUUAUGCUGUUGCAUGUACCGAUGUGUCCUCAGAAUCUGUCUAAUUGGGUUGCUGAUUGAAAAGGAGUAUAUUAAAAGUGACUGUAAUAAUGCCGCUACUUACACGUAUGUCGCAUAAGCCAGGAAAAUGUUUUGUUCAAUAAAACCCAACUCAAGUUAAA
This is a messenger RNA of Dendroctonus ponderosae (mountain pine beetle), 1873 nucleotides long. Its product is annotated as cullin-4-like. Gene Ontology annotation, cellular component: Cul4-RING E3 ubiquitin ligase complex. Gene Ontology annotation, biological process: ubiquitin-dependent protein catabolic process; protein ubiquitination; DNA damage response. Lineage: Eukaryota; Metazoa; Arthropoda; Insecta; Coleoptera; Curculionidae. Gene Ontology annotation, molecular function: ubiquitin protein ligase binding. The record is from RefSeq and is a predicted model, not a curated record.